Molecule: messenger RNA, 930 nt
Organism: Thlaspi arvense
Lineage: Eukaryota; Viridiplantae; Streptophyta; Magnoliopsida; Brassicales; Brassicaceae
Source: the annotation of a GenBank genome assembly
GGAAAAAGGAUGACUUUGAGCAGAAAAUCCGAGAAAUUCUCUGCGGAUUUUGUGAUGGGAGGAGCAGCAGCCAUUGUUGCCAAAUCUGCAGCUGCUCCAAUCGAAAGGGUUAAGCUUUUACUUCAGAAUCAAGGGGAGAUGGUCAAGACAGGACACCUCACCAGACCUUACACUGGUUUGGGUAAUUGCUUCGUCAGAAUCUUCAGAGAAGAAGGUGUUCUGUCCUUUUGGAGAGGAAAUCAAGCCAAUGUCGUACGAUACUUCCCUACACAGGCUUCCAACUUUGCAUUUAAAGGUUACUUCAAGAACCUUCUCGGGUGUUCUAAAGAGAAGGACGGUUACUUGAAGUGGUUUGCUGGAAACGUAGCGUCUGGAAGCGCUGCUGGAGCAACGACUUCAUUGUUUCUGUACCAUCUCGAUUACGCACGGACUCGUUUAGGCACUGAUGCGAAGGAAUCUUCAGUUAAUGGCAAGAGACAGUUCAAAGGGAUGAUCGAUGUGUACCGUAAGACUUUGUCAAGCGACGGCGUGAAAGGCCUUUACCGUGGAUUUGGGGUGUCGAUAGUAGGGAUCACUCUUUACCGAGGAAUGUAUUUUGGGAUGUAUGAUACCUUCAAGCCCAUUGUUCUAGUCGGUUCCUUGGAGGGAAACUUCUUGGCUAGCUUUCUAUUGGGUUGGAGCAUUACUACCUCUGCAGGCGUCAUUGCUUACCCUUUCGACACACUUAGGAGGAGAAUGAUGCUUACAUCAGGACAGCCUGUGAAAUACCGGAACGCCAUUCACGCAUUGAGAGAGAUUAUGAAAUCCGAAGGGUUCUAUGCGCUGUAUAGAGGAGUUACUGCGAACAUGCUUCUUGGAGUAGCAGGAGCAGGAGUGCUUGCAGGAUACGAUCAGCUUCACAGGAUCGCUUAUAAGCACUGGGCUCAGUAG